Magnolia sinica is the source of this 2890-nucleotide messenger RNA. RefSeq lists its product as uncharacterized. The transcript has 12 exons. The record is from RefSeq and is a predicted model, not a curated record. Lineage: Eukaryota; Viridiplantae; Streptophyta; Magnoliopsida; Magnoliales; Magnoliaceae. Gene Ontology annotation, molecular function: GTP binding. Bases 483 to 2168 code for a protein of 561 amino acids.
CGUUUCCCUCUUCGGAACCCUCUCAAGGAAAGAAAGCCAGCUUAUUACGCCGGAAUCUCUUGAAAUCCUGGAUUCAUAUUCAGAAAAGAAGCGGGCUUCCUAUUUCAGAAACCUAGCUUAUUCCUGCAAGAAACCCUCCUCUUGAAAUCGCUAGAUUUUCAUUUUCCGAACCCAAUGCACCGUCCAUCUGGUGGGCCGUACUCUCGAUCGGUCACAGUUCAAGAGAGCUCAAAGGUUGGCCAAUGACCCACAUCCAAUUGGGAAAAAAUCCACCGGUGGUGAGGAUAAGAUUUUUGAACGCAACCCAUUUAUGAUGAGGCCUACCAGAUGGGGAUUUCACAGGUUCACUGUUAGAUAAAGCUUUCUCCCUGUGACUUUUUCAGGCUUGAGGUUGGAACGUGAUUUCAUUGGCUUUUAUUCUGUGUGAGUCCGUAGGUUGUGCAGAUUUUUGUUGUUGGUUGUUGCCAAAAGGAUUCUAGAGAAUGUCCACUGUAGAAGGUUUGAAGUAUAAGCUCAAGAAAAAGCUGAAACUUGCAGUUGCUGGGGCAAAAGGUGCUAAGAAUGAUGUUAAAUCCGUAGAUAGAAGGAAGCGGGAGAGCAGAGGAAGUGAGAAAGAGCAAAUUGGUAAGUAUAAGAUGGAUGGUGUUUGUCCUGGUCAGGAGAUGUACAAGAGAGAGAAUGGUCAAAAGAGGAGUGUGAAAGAUAAAGGUUUUCAAUUUGAUCAGGAAGGGUCCAAGAGGGAUGUUGGUGGAAAGAGACGGUUUGAGUUGGAAAAUUCUUAUGAGAAAAGAAAGAGGUCUUUGGCUAACCGAAAUAUUAGGGAGAAAAGAGAAUAUUAUGAUGUUGAGGUAUCCAAUAGAAGAUCUUCUUCCAUGGAGGGCAGAUAUUCAUAUAAAGGUGAUUCCAUCAAAGAGAAAAGAAGUAGGGAAGCCAAACCUUGUGAGGCAGCUAGAUCUGGCAGAAAACCCUAUUCUACAAAGGAAAGAAAGUCCAAGGAAGCUUACUCUGAUACAGAGAAAAGUAGGACCAUUUGUAAUGGUAGAAAGAAUGCAAUUCGUGAUAGUGAGGUAGAGCUAUCCAACAGAAAACCCUUUUCUAUCAAGGGAAGGAAGUUGCAUGAAGAUGAUUCUGUUAAAGAUAGGAAUUCCAAUAAACAUGCAGAAGAGAGGCACAGUAGGAAUCACACUGGAUCCCUUGAUAUCUCUAGCAAGAAAAAAACAAAUCGCAAGAAAGGUUCAGACAAUGACUCUGUCUCAACAGAGAAUGUACCGAGAAAAAUGAAAAGAGUCAUGCGCAUUGAUCCACAUGACGUCUCGAAUAAGCGAAUAGAUGAUAGUAUUUCUACCAAUGAGAAAAUCGUAGAGGAAAAGGUUGAGCUUUCAAAGAAUGCACAAUUUCGUGCAAUACAGCCAAGCCCCGCCAUCCUUUCAUUUGUUGAAGAUAAUUUAUUGGGUCGCAGACGUCUGAUUGAAUUGCGGAGGGCAGGCUACAACAUUGAGCUCUCUGCUCCUCUAGAUAAUAUUCCCUUCUCAACUAGUCCAGAAAGAGAGCGGAUUGAAGAAAAUGUAUUUAGGAACAAAUUGACAUUUUUUGCUGCUGCAAAGGUUUCAUCAUCAUUCCCCCCUGCUGAUCUUCCAGAGAUAGCAUUUGCAGGAAGGUCAAAUGUUGGAAAGUCAUCCCUUUUAAAUGCGCUUACAAGACAGUGGGGUGUGGUACGGACAUCAGAUAAGCCUGGACUUACUCAGACCAUUAAUUUCUUCAAGCUUAUGCCGAAGCUCUGCUUAGUCGAUUUACCGGGAUAUGGUUUUGCAUAUGCAAAGGAAGAGGUCAAGGAUGCUUGGGAGGAGCUUGUAAAGGAGUAUGUGUCCACACGAUCUGGCCUGAAAAGAGUAUGCCUUCUUAUUGAUACCAAGUGGGGUAUGAAGCCAAGGGAUCAAGAACUCAUUGACUUGAUGGAAAGAUCUCAAACAAAAUACCAAAUUGUAUUAACAAAGACUGAUGUGGUUUUUCCAAUAGACGUGGCCCGCCGUGCUAUGCAGAUUCAAGAGAGCCUCAGCACGAAUAAGUCAGUAGUCAACCCUUUGAUGAUGAUAAGCUCCAAGUCUGGUGCCGGUAUACAUAGCCUAAGAGCAGUGCUUUCAAAGAUUGCUCGAUUUGCUAAGCCAUGAAAUGUAAUAAUCGCAUUGUCCUCGUCUGGUGGAGAGGUAAAUGUGAUUGCCAACACCUUGCUAAAGGAGUCUGGUUUGCUGUGGAGUUGCAAGUCAGGUUCACCAGCAUGCAUCCCACCGUAACGGGUUCACAUGCAAGGAUGGCCAGAUGAUUGGAACAUACCACCUUCUGGGCAUGAGAUUAAUGUUCUGCUAGGAAAAAGGGAAAAGAAAAAAAAAAAAAAAAAAAAAAGACCAAUGGUCUUGUAUUCAUCAUACACACUUGGCCCAUUGGACAUGGGCCUUGAUUUUUGGACCCACCAUGCCCUGACCAGAUUAACGACCCAGAUCCUGCACAUUAUGUCAUGCAGCCAUGUGCACCACAAAUUGCCUCUUCAUUCUCCUUAUCCUAGAUCUCCUCAUUUGUCUAUUUUCUUACCUGAUGUAUGCAAUGUUUUACUCUUUCCGUCACUCUUGGAGCCUUUUGUUGGCUAGAAAUAUGCUCAGAAGUGUCAGGCCGUCGCCGGGGAGCAUUCAUACAUCCUCAGGUUAAAAGGGUUGUAUGACUUAAUGACGCUUUAUGCACAUGUAAAGAGUUCUGUCGUGCGACCCAGAUGCUUACGUGCGACCUGUGGCCCACACCUCCUAUUUGUUGAGGGUGGGCAGCAUGAACUAUUCUGAUUCAUGAUUUACAUUAACUUGCAUUAGAGGGUGGUUUAAUGAAUUUUUUAGUUUUUGACCCU